CCCAAAAAAACAGCAAGCAAUGCCGACGUUCACCCGAUGCAAUGCCGACGCCGCCCACUUCUUCUGGAGCAAGUCAUGGCUCUCCCCCAUGCAUGGCUCCUCCGCCAUUAGGAUCAGGCUGUUGCUUACUUGUGGAAUAAUCCUACACCUUUCUUCUUCCUCCAUCUCCGCUGUAACCUAUAAAUUGCCCCAAGACGAAGAGCACAAGUGCACACAGUUUUAAGGAUCGACGAUGCCGGCGCCCCCGCACCUCGUGUUCGUGCCCUUCCUCGCGCGCAGCCACUUCGCUCCGCUGGCGGCCGCCGCGGCGGCCGCUUGCGGCGACGGCACCACCGGCGCCACCAUCCUCACCACGCCGCACUUCGCGGCCCUCGCGCCCGCCUCCGUGCCGGUCCGCGCGGCGCCGUUCAGCUUCCCCGGAGGGCACGAGGACUUCUCCCUGCUCCCGGACGAAGCCUCCGCGCCGGCGUUCUUCUUCGCCGCGGAGGCCGCCCUGGCGCCGGCGCUCGCGGCGGCCGUGCGCGCCCACGCGGGCGCCGUGGCCGUCGUCUCGGACGCCGUGCUCCACUGGGCGCCCCGCGUCGCCCGCGAGUGCGGCGUCCCGCACGUCACGUUCCACACCAUCGGCGCCUUCGCCGCGGCCUCCAUGGUCGCCGUCAACCUCCACCGCCCCGACGUCCUGCAGGACCCCGUCGCUGUCCCCGGCGGCUUCCCGGUCCCCGUGGAGCUCCGCAGGGUCCAUGUCAACGAGGAGGCUCUGGCGCACCUCCCCCUGUUCCGUGCGGCCGAGGCUGGGAGCUGCGCCGUCGCCUUCAACAGCUUCUCGGCGCUCGAGGCUGAUUUUGCUGAGUACUACCGGAACGUGGAUGGCUCUCCCAAGAAGGUGUUCCUCGUCGGCCCCAGGCGGGCUACCCCCAGCACCGCCCGCAGCGACGUCGCCGUCACCGGCGGCGCAGAGCGAGACCCCAUCCUGCAGUGGCUCGACGGCCAGGCAACCGGGUCGGUGGUGUACGCCUGCUUCGGCAGCACGUGCGGUCUGAGCGCGGACCAGCUCAAGGAGCUGGGCGCCGGGCUGCGCGCAUCCUGCACGCCGUUCCUCUGGGUGAUCCCGACGGCAACGGAGGGCACGGAGCAGCACGACGAGCGCGCGUCCGGCCACGGCAUGGUGGUGGCCGGGCGAUGGGCGCCGCAGGCGGAGAUCCUGGCGCACCGCGCGGUGGGCGGCUUCGUGAGCCACUGCGGCUGGAACUCGGUGCUGGACGCGGUGUGCGCCGGCGUACCCCUCGCGACGUGGCCGCUCCGCGCCGAGCAGUUCCUGAACGAGGCGCUCCUGGUGGACGUGCUCCGCGUGGGCGUGCGGGUGCGGGAGGUGGGCGGCAAGGCGGACGUGGAGGCGGUGGUGCCGGCCGACGCGGUGGCCAGCGCGGUGGGGAAGCUGAUGGACGGCGGUGAGGAUGAAGCCGCGGCUAGGAGGGCGAGGGUGAGGGAGCUCGGCGUCGCGGGUCGCGCCGCGGUGGCGGAAGGAGGGUCAUCGCGCAGGGACUGGGCACGGCUUGUAGAUGAGCUCAAGGCGUUGCACGGCCACGGCAACGAUGCACUGAUUGACAAGUGAUGGUCAAAGGCCCGUUCUAUUGAGCCGUCGGUUGUGCAUAAGCUGCGGUGAAAGUGAAAAUAAGCCUUGGAGAAGGACACUAUAGUGAAAAUAAGCCAUCCAGUUCCUUUUAGUUUCUGUCAUUUUAGUUUAUUUUCCUCAUAUGCCCAAUGAAUAGUUUGUAGUACCCUUGGACUAUAAUUUCGUUCUCGUUAAAUGAUAUGGAGUUAUUUUA
Molecule: messenger RNA, 1826 nt
Organism: Triticum aestivum (bread wheat)
Lineage: Eukaryota; Viridiplantae; Streptophyta; Magnoliopsida; Poales; Poaceae
Product: UDP-glycosyltransferase 73C7
Exons: 1
Coding region: 233-1612 (459 amino acids)
Molecular function (GO): UDP-glucosyltransferase activity
Source: RefSeq, a predicted model, not a curated record